ACAGAUCCUGAUACCUUUUAUAAGAACUCUUACAUCAAACAUAAUACGUCAUGGGCAGCUGGCGGAAAUGUGACCAUGGGUUGUGAUGAUGGUUACACAUUAACUGGUGGUGGUGUAAUUUUUUGUCAGAGGGAUUCCCAAUGGCAAAAAGAUAUAUUUUUAUGCGCGAAGGAUUGCACAGACCCUGUAACUUUGUAUACGAACUCCUACAUCAAACAAAAUACGUCAUGGGCAGCUGGAGGAAAUGUGACCAUGAGUUGUGAUGAUGGUUACACAUUAUUUGGUUAUAAUGUAAUAUUUUGUCAGAACAAUUCCAAAUGGCAAGAAGAUAUCUUUUCGUGCGCAGAAGAGUGCACAGACCCUGAAACUUUUUAUAACAACUCCUACAUCAAACAAAAUACAUCAUGGGCAGCUGGAGGAAAUGUGACCAUGUGUUGUGAUGAUGGCUACACAUUAAUUGGUGAUGAUGUAAUAUUUUGUGAGAACAAUUCCCAAUGGCAAAAAGAUAUCUUUUUAUGCGCAAAGGAUUGCAUAGACCCUCAAACUUUUUAUAACAACUCCUACAUCAAACAAAAUACAUCAUGGGCAGCUGGAGGAAAUGUGACCACGAAUUGUGAUGAUGGCUACACAUUAAUUGGUGAUGCUGUUAUAUUUUGUGAGAACAAUUCCCAAUGGCAAAAAGAUAUCUUUUUAUGCGCAAAGGAUUGCAUAGACCCUCAAACUUUUUAUAACAACUCCUACAUCAAACAAAAUACAUCAUGGGCACCUGGAGGAAAUGUGACCAUGGGUUGUGAUGGGGGUUACACAUUAAUUGGUUAUAAUGUAAUAUUUUGUCAGAACAAUUCCAAUUGGCAGGGAAAUAUCUUUUCAUGCACAGAAGGUUGCAUUGACCCAAGGUUAUCAUCUGAACACUCGUACAUUGUAAACUAUCAGGAAGGAACGUUGUUUCAGUAUGGGAUGACAAUUAAAUUACAAUGUGAUUCUGGAACCACCUUGACCCCCAAGUGGAGUUAUGGAGAAAUUACAUGUGAAAACAGUGGUAAUUGGUCACAUCAAAUCAAAUGCAUACCAGACUGUCCAGAUCCAAGAACAGCUAUACAGGUUCCUCAUGCGAUGGUUAGAGGUUUCACAGACCAAUCUUCAAAAACCUUUGGUGUAUCAUAUGAAUUUAGGUGUAAAGUAUUCUACACCAUGUAUGGGGAUGGUCGUAUUGAAUGUCUUGCGAACUCUACAUGGUCCGAAAUAAAAUUUCAGUGCAAAACAUGCAAAUGGCCAUGUCGGAAACGCGGAAAUCCUCGUUACGAAUAUGUUACUGAUGAAGUUGUUCACAAGAUAAAAGAUGAAACUGAGAAAGAGUUGGCGGUUCAGAAAAAAUUGACAUCAACAUAUGUUAGAAAAAGAAAAAGUGCAAAGGAUGAUCGUCCAGUUGCAAAGUCGAUUGGUGUAUUUGGUAUUUUUUUCAUUACGCUUGUUGUCGCUGCAGUUGUAGCUUCUGACUAUAUUAUUCUAAGGAGACAUUUCAUGCAGCUAUUUACAAAUCUGACAAAUAUUGUUCGCCGAAUGAGGCGAUAGAAAAACAUACAUUUGGAGAAAACAAUUAUAUAAGAAUGUUGAAGGAAGGUUGGGGAAAAAAAUGAUGCGCCGAAAGAUAUUAAACUGAUAACAUAAAUAUAAUAAUUCCGUAGAGAAAAGAUAAUAUAAUAUUAUAUUCAGAUUUCCCCAUACUUUAAUUUCAAUUUGAAAAA
Molecule: messenger RNA, 1745 nt
Organism: Mytilus californianus (California mussel)
Lineage: Eukaryota; Metazoa; Mollusca; Bivalvia; Mytilida; Mytilidae
Product: sushi, von Willebrand factor type A, EGF and pentraxin domain-containing protein 1-like
Exons: 8
Coding region: 76-1572 (498 amino acids)
Source: RefSeq, a predicted model, not a curated record